AUGCAUGCUAUUCACAGGCACAAGGAUGCUAAAAAGGAGGUCAAACCUGGAGACCUGAUCAAGAUCUCCUGUGGUGAUGGUAAACACUGGGCUGUUUAUGUUGGUGGUAGAAACGUCGUUCACCUCGGACCAGCCAGUGAGUUUCCUGGGUUGGGGGCUGGUAAGGGCGUUGUGUUGAAGGAGAAGCUGAAGGACGUGGUGAAGAAGGACAAGUGGAAAGUCAACAAUUUCCUGGAUAAUGAAUACAAACCUCGUCCAGCUGUUGUUAUCGUGGAGAAGGCCUGUUCACUGGUGGAUACAGAGAAGCAGUACGACCUGUCGAAGUACAACUCUCAAAACUUCGCCACUGAGAUGCGCUACGGCAAGCCUGAGUGUCGGCAGGUACGUUAG
Cololabis saira (Pacific saury) is the source of this 390-nucleotide messenger RNA. RefSeq names its product phospholipase A and acyltransferase 3-like. Gene Ontology annotation, cellular component: cytoplasm. Bases 1 to 390 code for a protein of 129 amino acids. NCBI's taxonomy places the organism in Eukaryota, Metazoa, Chordata, Actinopteri, Beloniformes, Belonidae. The transcript is spliced from 3 exons. The record is from RefSeq and is a predicted model, not a curated record. Gene Ontology annotation, molecular function: glycerophospholipid phospholipase A1 activity; A2-type glycerophospholipase activity. Gene Ontology annotation, biological process: N-acylphosphatidylethanolamine metabolic process.